Populus trichocarpa (black cottonwood) is the source of this 1479-nucleotide messenger RNA. Its product is annotated as homeobox-leucine zipper protein HAT22. Gene Ontology annotation, molecular function: DNA-binding transcription factor activity, RNA polymerase II-specific; sequence-specific DNA binding. Bases 439 to 1311 code for a protein of 290 amino acids. Gene Ontology annotation, biological process: regulation of DNA-templated transcription. Lineage: Eukaryota; Viridiplantae; Streptophyta; Magnoliopsida; Malpighiales; Salicaceae. The record is from RefSeq and is a predicted model, not a curated record. The transcript is spliced from 3 exons.
AAUAAUUGAUGCAUGUAAAGGGAAACACACACACCGAAAAGCAAAGUGUUAGUAGUUACUUUUGGUACGUUAAUGGGUGGCGAAGGUCGAAGCGAAUCAUUCUCUUGAUGUGUUGCCCAUAAACCAUGUGAGCUGCUCCGCUCCUGAGAGAGUUUCCCAUGCUUGUUUGUCACGAUAAUGAUGGCUAGCUAGCAGGGUUCAUUCAAAUGGUCAACCUUUGUAUAGAGAGAAAUAUGGUGUUUCAUGAUUUUCAUGCCCUAAGAUUCGUUUCUUGAUCGAUUAUCACACCCUCCUCCCCCUUAAACACAAAUAAAAAGUCUCAGCUCAUUCUCUUCCCAUUUCUCUCAGACGACGUACUCUCCCCACCUGAUCCAUCGUUUCCUCUUCCUUUUCUAUUCCCUUCGUUUUAUAAGAGACUGCUCUUGCUUACACCUAAUAAUGGGUUGUCUUGAUGAUGGGUGCAGUACUGGCCUUGUUCUGGGGUUAGGCCUCAUACCUUUAACAGACCUAGAGAGUACAUCAAAGCCAGAUGAUUACAGCAAUCGACUUAUAAGGCCUCAGAUUAAGCCAUCCCUCAAGUUUGACCACAAGCCAUUAACGAGUACAAGUUUUGAGCCGUCACUCAGUUUGGUUCUUUCUUCUGAAACUUAUAGCCAUGGUUCUCGCCAAAAGACCAUGGAUGGAGAGAAAGGUUGUGAGGAGUCUAUUGUUGCUCAUGAUCUGUUGUAUCGUCAAGCUUCUCCUGAUCAGAGCGCUGUUUCUUCUUUCUCUAGCGGUAGGGUUAAGAGGGAAAGAGACCUUGGCUGUGAAGAUAUAGAGGUAGAGAGGAUUUCUUCUAGAGUGAGUGACGAGGAUGAAGAUGGAACCAACGCCAGAAAGAAACUUAGGCUCACCAAAGAGCAAUCUGCCCUUUUGGAGGAAAGCUUCAAACAACACAGCAACCUCAAUCCUAAGCAGAAGGAAGCUUUAGCAAGGCAGCUGAAUCUACGGCCGAGACAAGUAGAAGUAUGGUUUCAAAACAGGAGAGCCAGGACAAAACUCAAGCAAACUGAAGUGGACUGUGAGUUCUUGAAGAAGUGCUGUGAAGCACUAACAGAUGAGAAUAGGAGGUUACAAAAAGAGCUACAAGAACUUAAAGCACUGAAACUGGCACAGCCCUUUUACAUGCACAUGCCAGCAGCCACUCUAACCAUGUGCCCAUCCUGUGAAAGAAUCGGUGGUGGUGGUGAUGGUGCUUCAAAGAGCUCCUUCUCCAUGGUUCCAAAGCCUCACUUCUAUAAUACCUUCACCAAUCCUUCAGCUGCAUGUUAAUGAAGGUGCCACGACAUGUAUAAGAGAGGAAUAAACAUAGCUUAUUAAUUAGACCAACCCCCACAAUCCAUCUGUUUUUUGGUUAAGGGCCGGCUUGUACUGGAAGAUUAGUGUAAGUAAUUAUUUUUUAGAAAAUAUUAAUUACGGAUAAAUUUCCCUUCUCCUUAA